Messenger RNA from Daktulosphaira vitifoliae (grape phylloxera), 907 nucleotides. RefSeq lists its product as uncharacterized. The transcript has a single exon. Bases 45 to 809 code for a protein of 254 amino acids. Lineage: Eukaryota; Metazoa; Arthropoda; Insecta; Hemiptera; Phylloxeridae. The record is from RefSeq and is a predicted model, not a curated record.
UUAAUGAAUUACCUGUAAUUUAUCAAAAUAAAACUCAAUAUUUAAUGCCCAAGACUCAUGUACUACUCAACUAUGGAACUGAAAUAGACUGCAAUGACUUAUUACCACCAGCCUAUUUCUUAGAAAAUGUUUGGUUCACUUUAUCUCCACACUUUAAAGAAAUUAAUCCACCACAAAUAUUAUUACCUGAAACAGCAUUCACUUGGUCACAUAGAACACCUGAUUAUUUAAUGAACGCAGGAUUAUAUCCAAAAGAUUUAAUGCAAACUUUCCAAAAACAUCUCUUAUUUCCAGCAGAAGUUGUAGCAGCUCAAAGUAAUUUAGCUAGAGAAUCAAUGGGAUACAGUAUAUAUAAUCAAAAUUUAAAACUAAAAUCUAUCAUCGAUGAAUAUACAAUAGAAAAUUUAGUUGAACAAAAAUUACAAAAAUUAUGGGGAUUAUUCACUGUAGUAGGGAAUAUAGCCUCAGGUUUUCUUGGAAUAUUUUUAAUAGGUAAAUUAUUAUUAAUAGGUAUCAAUACAAUAAUUAAUUUCUCUAUUUUAUAUGAAACAUUUGGAUGUAGUUACAAAAUAUUAGCAGGAUUAUUCUCAAGUAUCACUCAUUAUAUGAUGCAUAAAACUCACACAAAUAAUUAUAAUAAAGUAUAUAAAAAUGACAUAAUAAAUAACUCUUAUAAAUCAGGAGAAAAUAUUGAUGUUAAUUCAGUACCAAUAACAAAAAAUUUUUUCACUGAAUACUAUCCAAAAAAUAAUAAGUUAAAUAUUUAUCCUAUCUUAGAGGAAACUUCUAUCAUACAGCAAAAUGAAUAGCAAGUUAUAUAAAUUACAUUAUAAUUUUACUCACUCUAAUAAAUAUAACCAAUAUAUUCCAAUACUUUCAUCCUCUAUAUAUUACUAUAAAUAUUCCA